This is a messenger RNA of Leptidea sinapis, 1542 nucleotides long. RefSeq names its product nose resistant to fluoxetine protein 6-like. Bases 37 to 1542 code for a protein of 501 amino acids. NCBI's taxonomy places the organism in Eukaryota, Metazoa, Arthropoda, Insecta, Lepidoptera, Pieridae. The record is from RefSeq and is a predicted model, not a curated record. The transcript is spliced from 10 exons.
GUGCCGCCGCGGACUGCACACCCAGGAGUCAGCACGAUGAUUCUUCAGAGCUGUGUGAUAGUGUUAGUGUCUAACCUGCUACUUUGCUGCGCUGGCGCACGAAACGUUGUUAGCGUUACAGAGUACUACAGAAUGCCCCCACUGUACGCUAUGGACAACUACGAGGAGUGCCUGGCACAUGAGUCCGGCCAGUACUGUGUCUUCGCUGCGGAAAUCAUCCCCGAACCGGGCAAUGACGUCAUCGAUUUGAUAACGGAAUCUUCACGAAACAGAAUGAUACAAUUUAACCACUCACGCAUAGAACGAGGAUUAUGUGUGACGAGAACUUGCAAGAGACACAUCAACGAGAUGUCGGUUGUAGCGGUACUUGAGGCGUGCCUCAACCAAACAAUACACCAUGAAUAUGGAGUCCAGAUAAAAGUUACGAACGUCUAUUACUGUCAUAGUUCGGACAUAACUACCGAGGUGGAGGUGGACGUCGACGAUUGGCUGUUUGGAGGCGCAGUAUUCCUUAUAAUUCUAUUAAAUGCUUUUGGAACAUUUUACGAUUUCAAUUUGCAAUCAAAAACAAAAGCCAUCGGUAAUCCUUACAUACUCAGUUUCUCGAUUUUCCAAAGUUGGAACAGGCUGACAGUAAGCGAACAUAAGGACAGCAGAUUUACCAAGUUUAAAGCAGUGCAUGCAAUAAGAACAAUUGCAAUAUUCUUCACGGUGCUACAACACGCUCUCUGGCUGACGGGCUGUGCCUUCAUCGACAACACGAGAGACUUCGAACUGACAUUUGAUAGACCGUUUUUCCAAACUUUAUACAGCGGUAUGGCCUUCAUACAAUUACACUUCGUAAUAUCUGGAUGUCUGCUAAUGUACACCCUCAAAGUAGAAGCGGAACAACAGGCCGUGUCGUGGAUGAUGUUCCCGUCCGCGGUGGUCUCCCGGCUGGGCAGAAUACUGCCGGCGGUUAUAAUGCUGGUCUGGUUCACGGGCACUUGGUUCCGGCACGUGGGCGGCGGGCCGCUUUGGCCCUACCACGUGGGGCGCGUGAUCAGCGACUGUCGCCGCUACUGGUGGUCGCACCUGUUCUUCUUCAACAACUACUUAUCGGCAAAUAAAGCUUGUGCUGUUCAAACCUGGCACGUCACGGCUGAAAUACAAAUGUUCGUGGUCGCCUUACUGGUCUACUUGAGCACGCGGCGGUGCGGCCGGACUGUGGCCUUUGUUGGUAUGCUGGUGGUGGGGCUGGUAGCCCCCGCACUGCACGUGUGGCUGCAGGACCUAGAUGGCAUCCUCCUGCUCUCUCCGGAAUUAUUUCGCACGUUAGACAGCCCCGAUUUCCGCAUCUUACAUCUGUACACCCACAAUUACCUGGUGCCGUUUGUAACGGGCAUAUUCCUCGGGGAAUACAUCUACUACGCUCCUCCCGCUGCCCACAAACUUCGCAAGAGCAAGGUACAGAUGACUGCAAAUCUUUCUCACUGCAAUACGCCCUGCAAAUUACAAUGUAAAAAUGAUCUGGACACGACUUUUAGUUUCCAGAAGUAUUAA